AUGGGGAUCAUACCCGCCAUCUUUCUUCUAUAUCUGACGACGUCAGUACCUAGAGGUCAAAGCCUCGUGGCGAGCUUCCUGGAGAUGUACGUUGAUCCUCUCCCUCAGAUGCCCAAACUCUAUGGUUACGCCAACAAAGGUGGCAAACCCACCGCAACUUCCCUCAAAAUCGGCAUGUACCAGAAGACUUGGGUAUGUACAAAUAAAUAUAUAUAUUCGUUGUUUAUUACAUAUGUUUCAGUAUAUCUUCUUCUUGGCGCAGAAAUUUCACCGGGAUCUUCCUCCGACGCCCGUCUUCGUGUUCGGCGCCAGCGCCACCGCAGCGACGUUCCCCGGACCGACUAUCGUCGCGCGGCAAGGUGUACCCUUGACGAUCAGAUGGGAGAACUACCUCCCCAAAAGCCACAUUCUUCCGUGGGACAAAACCAUCCCCACUGCUGUCCCCAACAGAGGCGGAGUCCCCACGGUCGUCCACCUCCACGGCGGUAUCCACCCGCCGCAGAGCGACGGCAACGUCCUCGCCUGGUUCACCGCCGGUUUCGCCGAGAAAGGGCCGGCGUGGUCUCUGGCCAGUUAUACGUACCCCAACGUCCAGCCGCCCGGAAACCUUUGGUACCACGACCACGCCCUCGGGCUCACCCGCAUCAACCUCCUAGCAGGCCUCCUAGGCGCCUACGUCAUCCAAAAACCCUCUGUUGAUGAUGACCUGGGCGACAUCACGGAUUCCGAGUACGAUCGUCACCUCGUUAUCGUUGACCGGAGCUUCAACGCUGACGGCACGCUCUACAUGAACGCCACGGGGAACAACCCUUCUGUCCACCCGCAGUGGCAGCCUGAGUACUUCGGCGACGCCAUCAUAGUCAACGGGAAGGCUUGGCCUUACUUGACCGUGAGGCCCCGGAGAUAUCGCUUCCGGAUAAUCAACGCGAGCAACGCCCGCUACUUCCGUUUGUCGUUGGCCAACGGACUCCACUUCAUCGUCAUCGGCUCUGACUCGUCCUACCUCGCCUCCCCGGUGAGCACGCGCAGCAUAUUACUAGCACCGGCGGAGAUCGUCGAUGUGGUCAUUGACUUUUCCAGGUCAUCAGUGAACGUGACAGAAUUAGUCAACGAUGCUCCUUACCCAUACCCCACCGGCACGCCGGCGGGGCCUCUGAACGGUAAGGUCAUGAGAUUCCUGAUCAAGCCUGAGAAAGUCGGCCUAGCGAACAAUUUCACUGCCCCAAAGGAAGUGAACCACGCAGCUGUGGCCGUCGGCGACGCCACCGUCAAGAGGUACAUCACCAUGUAUGAGUACCUCAGCGAGUCGGGGCAGUCAACGCACCUCUACAUCAACGGCAGGAGGUUCGAGGAUCCGGCGACGGAGACACCGAAGCCCGGGACGACGGAGCUGUGGAAUGUCAUCAACCUCACUGGAGACAACCACCCCCUCCACAUCCACCUGGGUAUAUUGCAGGCCAUAAGGGUGCAAGAGCUGCUCGACCUGCCCACAUUCUACAACUGCAUGACGACCAACAACGAUGCCGUGAAGUGCAACGUCGCCGCCCAUGCCGUCGGUAAGCUGCUACCUAUCCCUGAACACGAGAAGACGUGGAAGAACGUGGUGAAGAUCGAGCCGGGGUUCAUGACCAGCGUGGUGGUGAAGUUCAAGAUCGUUGACACCAAUCAAAGUUUCCCCUUUGACGUCACCACCGAGCCUGGUUACGUCUACCACUGCCAUGUGAGUCUCUCUCAUUGACCUCUUUGAACCCAUCGGAAUAGCCCCACGUCGAAUAAUUUACUAAGUUUGCUGAAGGCACUAACUUUUUGCAGAUCUUGGAUCAUGAAGACAACUCCAUGAUGCGUCCACUCAAGUUCAUAGCCUGA
Messenger RNA from Spirodela intermedia, 1866 nucleotides. Lineage: Eukaryota; Viridiplantae; Streptophyta; Magnoliopsida; Alismatales; Araceae. The record is from the annotation of a GenBank genome assembly.